AUGGGGUCAUCAAACACCGACAUUACCGCCAAACUCACCGAAUGGCACGAGGAAUGGUCCAGCGAACAGACCGACAACGAUAUUUGCACUGCCUACGUCUUCUCCCCUGAGUGGGAGUCUCUCGUUCCCCCUCGAUGGGCCGCAUACGAUGACCUGGAAAAGAGACGCCUGACCGAGGGAGCACCGCGACUAGAAUGGCAGGACUCAGUUGACCAAAGCCGGAAGGCAUUGUUGGCCAUGAAGAACUUGCACUUCAAGCCCCUCGAACCUAGGCUGUGGCCGGUAUGCCCGCUGUGGGUUCAUCUAGCCAGAUACAAGGGAGGGCCAGACUUCGAUGGCCAUAAGAGGCUGCACGGCUGGGCCUCGCUCCUCGAUGACUGGGAGGAAAUCCAACGCUUGAUUCGAGAUGAGCCCGAGUUCUGCCGCUCACUUUCGCCUGCUCAAAGAAGAUCGUUUGACCUUCUCCGAUACUGGUGGAAAGCGGCCUACUGCAACGAAGAGCUAUUGCGUGCCACCUCUACGCGUCUAGAAAAGAACCGACCGUUUUGGACGAUAUCAGAUCCUUCCGAUGGAUACAAUCUUCGUCGCAUCGCCAGCGAAGUCAAGACAGACACCUCCCUCUACCACUCGCAUCUAUUCAGGCUCUUCCUCUUCGAAUUCAAUCCGAUGUUUUGGGAGCCUUUUCUCUGCCAUAUGAAGCUUUCUAGACUUCAGCAUGCCCGGUAUCGAUCUUCUUGUAUCGCGACCAUUCAAAAGCUUUCCUAUCCAGUGCUACAUCCAAGCCAUUCUCCUGCCGGUGAACAAACCCCAUAUCCUACCGUUGUUCAGAACGAUGCGGAACACCAGAGAAUCACCGCUGCCCAAGCGAGCAUCAACCCGUACUAUCUCUGGGACAACGAAAGUCAACAGACAGUCACCGUGGAGGAGCUGCCCGAAUGCCCUCCAUACGUAUGUAUCAGCCACACAUGGGGUCGCUGGCGAACACGAACCGACACAACUGUUCCCGGAGUACCGUGGCUGGUCCCAGAAAACACCAUUUAUGAUGUACGCGAUCUUCCCGGACAGCUCAAGGAACUUGGCUACCGCUAUAUCUGGUUCGAUUUAUUCUGCAUUCCGCAGGACAAGAGCGAUCCGAGGGCUGCCCAGGAGAUUGCGAAUCAGGCGUCAAUUUUCAAGGGAUCGAGCCACUGCAUCGCCUGGAUCAACGACGUCGAGUCCUGGCAUGGCGUGCUAGCCGCAUUAGACUGGAUGAGUCUCAAGUCGCAGUCAAUCUUGUCGAACCGUGACACCGACGCAAUCAAGGACAGAAUAGCCGAAGCAACACAGGCGGCCACAGUGGCGAUGGAGCUGCUAAAGAAAAAGCGCCGUGAGAGAAUGGAAGAUCUAGUCGAUCUUGUUGACGAUCUUACGGCAGGCGAGCCAACCUUUUGGAUGUCCUCACUCUGGACUUUGCAGGAGUGUAUUCUCUGCCCUGAAAUCCAGCUGUAUACUCGCACCUGGAUCAGGCUGGAAGAUCGGAGCGGGACGGCAAUCUCGUUGAGAACCCUCAUGGUAGUUCUCAGAGACACUCGAGAUUUCAACUUGCUGCCAGAGCCCAUUGGAACCUCCUUCAGCGAGCCCUUUCAGUACGAUGUGAAACUCGUGAAUGAUCCGAACAGGAAGACCAUCCAAGACAGCACCAGCGACCGGACGUUUCCAAGUGCAGUGAGGGACCUCUACCAACUCUGCAUAAUGACCCGGCUUGACAACGCUCUCACCGCCGGCUCACCCACAACCAUCCUCACAAAUGCGAACCUUCGACACUGCUCAUCCAGCCGCGCUCCAGCCAUCAUGUCUGCCGUGAGCGUGACGGACUGGUACGUCGAGAAGCUGGAGGCUUCAAAGUCUACCAGCAAGCCUGCCCCAGCGGAGCCCAUGGUCUACGGAACAUACCCCCUCGCUUUCCUCCGCGAAUGUUCGCGGAAGUUUGGAGCAAUCUUUUACCAAAGUAUGGCCAGGAAUCUCGUUCGUUCCACGGGCACGGCCAACGAAAUGCGACGGGUCCUGAAGCGGAACGAAUCUGGUGGGACCAUGCUACCCGUGUCCAAGACCACGGGCUGGUAUGCCGGUAUCUCGGGAUCCUCGGAUCAUACCUACCUUGAUCGUCAAGAUCACGAGACAGUGGCAGAUUGGCUUAUCAAUGAGGACGCGAGCGUUUCUAUGCGCGCGGUGGGCAUCGCCUUGACAUCGGAUGACAAGCCGGGGCCGCGCAAGUUAUCGGGCAACGUUGACUGCUUUUUACCUCAGGACGACGUGAUAGCGGACAAUAAAUCAAAGAGAUACACGGCGAAUGUUCAGGAUAUGCUGGCGACGCUAAAGGACUUGAGUAAUGGGUCGCGGCGGAUCUAUGCGGUUGCGCUCUAUGAGGACUUGGGCCUCGUACACGGCGUAUUGCUGGAGAAGUUGCCUUUGUCCAUGUUUGGGAAACACUAUCUCAACAAGAUUGGUCAAUUCUUUUUGAAGAAUGAGUCUCUUCCUCCGACUUCAAAAGUCGAUUGGAAGGUGUUGUAG
Colletotrichum tamarilloi is the source of this 2550-nucleotide messenger RNA. RefSeq lists its product as uncharacterized. The record is from RefSeq and is a predicted model, not a curated record. The coding region runs from base 1 to 2550 and encodes 849 amino acids. Lineage: Eukaryota; Fungi; Ascomycota; Sordariomycetes; Glomerellales; Glomerellaceae. The transcript has a single exon.